Molecule: messenger RNA, 1044 nt
Organism: Suillus discolor
Lineage: Eukaryota; Fungi; Basidiomycota; Agaricomycetes; Boletales; Suillaceae
Exons: 11
Coding region: 1-1044 (347 amino acids)
Source: RefSeq, a predicted model, not a curated record
AUGCCCUGGCUGUCGAGUUCACUUGAUCGUGGGUUGGGUGAAGGACCUUUCGACAAGCAAUCCAAAUUACUUCAUGGGACCGACAUGCAUGUGGGAACCCUCCCAAUCAAUGGAACAAAUUUCCACAUCUACCUCCAAAGCCCUGUAGCUUUCUGGUGCUUCAUACACAUCACAACUGGAUUAUAUCAUGACCCUAUCCAUGGCAUUGGCCUCACACAGGAAGCACUUGCAUGUGCUUGGAAGGACUUCACUGUCCCUGGCAACUUCCCUCCUUUAUCAGACAUCUCUGCGAGUCUACACCUAACAAUGAUUCAUAUCCCUCUCGUCUUUGAACCUCCUGCUAUUGUUCUUCAAUGCUCAAUUAUCAUCAUCAUCGAGCCAGAUGAUUGCAAUGAGAGUCACACUCUCUGUCGUGAUAAAUGGCCCGCAGAGGGUAACCCACUAUCCACUUAUCAGGAAGCCUUACAAUCUGAUUUGAGACAUGCCAAGCCAAUAUCCUCUUGGUCACAGAUUCCUAUUGUCUGGCCUGUCCAUUGCACAUGUAUUCCAGAAUUUCUCAAUCUUUCAACCCACAAUGGCAGUGUGAUCACCAGAUCUUCUGCACACACCAUGGUGUCAGGGAACAAGGACAGUGUUCCUUGCGACCUGAAUAUUCUCAUAUCAUGUAGGCUGUGGAAGGAGCAUCUUACAACAUCUAACUUCCAAAUGUCUUCCAACACUCUUAAUAACAAUGAACACCAGGGCGAUGAUGUGGAGAAUGAGAGAUGUGAUCAUAGCCAUCAGAAUCAUAUUGUUGAAGCUGUGGCAGUGAAUCAGCUGAGAUUCACAGCCCCAGCAGUGCCGCUUACUGGUCUACAAGUAAUGAAUGAUUUGGUGCCACUCAUGGAGUGGUUUCUGACUACCAAGGCAGAUCCCUUAGUAGAGCGGAUAUUCCAGACCAGGCUGGAAAUAGUAGAUAGGGACAUACAUAUCAAGAUAGAAGCAGUUAGCGAGAUAAGCAGAGUCAAGAUAAGGGCUAUGCAUGGGGGUGGUAUCGGUUGCUAG